AUGCGUCCCUUGACAGAUACCGAGACGCAAACUCUACUAGCCAAGCUGGCCAACUACACCGGCAACUCGCUCAAGAGCCUCAUCGCUCCCCUGGAGGACGGCGACCGCUAUGUUUUCCGCCUCCACAAGGAUCGGGUUUACUAUGUCAAGCUCAGCAUAGCGAACUUGGCCACCACGAUAGCGAGGGAUAAGCUAAUGUCGCUCGGUACUUGCCUGGGCAAGUUCACAAAGUCUGGAAAAUUCCGCCUACACAUCACAGCCCUCCCGAUCCUCUCCGAGCACGCCCGCUACAAGAUGUGGGUUCGCUCAAAUGGCGAGAUGCCCUUCCUUUACGGUGGAAAUGUCGUCAAGGCUCAUGUAGGACGUCAGACAGACGACUGCCCGGAGCACCAGGGUAUUGUGGUCUACAACAUGCAGGACGUUCCCCUGGGUUUCGGCCUGACCGCCAAGAGCACCGCCGACGCCCGACGACUCGACCCUACCGGUAUUACUUGCUUCAGACAAUCCGAUUGUGGCGAGUACCUGCGUGACGAAGAUGCCCUGUUCGCUACGGGUUAA
Molecule: messenger RNA, 558 nt
Organism: Pyricularia pennisetigena
Lineage: Eukaryota; Fungi; Ascomycota; Sordariomycetes; Magnaporthales; Pyriculariaceae
Exons: 3
Coding region: 1-558 (185 amino acids)
Biological process (GO): ribosome assembly; ribosomal large subunit biogenesis
Cellular component (GO): nucleolus; nucleus; preribosome, large subunit precursor
Molecular function (GO): RNA binding
Source: RefSeq, a predicted model, not a curated record